UCACGAUCUGUGCAAGGCUUUUUAUAUAGUGGCGUGUGCUUACGAGGCUCACGACUCACCCUUAUAAUAGGGGAGUCAAUAAAAUACAAGCACGCAUAGCAUAGGCCAAGGGAACCAGACGUGACAUAUAAUCCGUUUGCAGCGACAAAAUGGCGCCAAUGUAUUAUAUAAUGUAUGUGCGCCGCAGCUUUGCUUCGGUUUUGCAUCAUGAAAUAAAGAAAACACGAUAUAUGCCAGCUGCAAGUGAAAGACCGCUCUAUAGAAAUGUCUUCGAUAGAGCAGAACAUCCUGCACUUUGGGCAUUGGACAAAACAAGAUUUGAAAAACAAUCCUCUGUAGAAUCACUUGGCGAUUUGAUUACGCCGCAUGCCCAUGGGCAUACAUUUGCAAGAGGUGGUAUUACAAAGUAUGCACAUUAUGUAAAUGUAUGGGAACCCGUAUUUCCCAGAACACCAGAUGUCAUGAAAGGAGAGUUAAUUUCCGGUGCAAAUUUCACUAGAACUAGUGGAUGGCACCUACCAGGGGAACCUGCCCUUGUCUCAGUUGGAAAAUUAGGGCCAGACAACCAAAGAGCUAUCGGAUACGCAGAAAAUGCAGUAGUACCAGACUCUAUUGUGCCGGAUGCUUUCCCGGAUUUUGGUGAAUAUAGAUUGCCUAAAGGUACAGAUAGAAGGGCUGCCAUAUAUAUCAUGUCUGCCACGGCCAUGUUUUUCUUCCUUGCGCUAGGGAGAUCGUUAGUUUGCAAGAUCAUACACUAUUUCUGGAUAGCAAGAGACAUCGCUGCUAGUGGUUCUGUUGAAGUCAACGUGUCACAAAUGAUCCCUGGAGAUCAAGUAACUGUUAAAUGGAGAUCUAAGCCAGUCUUUAUCAAAAGACGAACCCAAGAGGAGAUUGAGCGUUCCAGAAAGGACGAUGAACUCUUGGACUCCAUGAGAGACCCCGAACUGGAUGCUGAUAGGAACGUCAACCCAGAGUGGCUAGUAAACAUUGCCAUUUGUACUCAUCUAGGUUGUGUUCCUACCAAAGGCGGUAACUAUGGAGGUUACUUCUGUCCGUGCCACGGAUCACAUUACGAUGCCUCGGGUCGUAUAAGACAAGGACCAGCACCGUCUAAUCUGGAAGUUCCACCAUAUAAGUUUAUCGAUGAAAACACUAUUAAGCUAGGUUAAACGUGUUAUAAUCUUGCGUCGCCUGCAAUAACAUGAUUGAGCCACAACCA
Molecule: messenger RNA, 1219 nt
Organism: Babesia bovis T2Bo
Lineage: Eukaryota; Apicomplexa; Aconoidasida; Piroplasmida; Babesiidae
Product: putative ubiquinol-cytochrome c reductase iron-sulfur subunit
Exons: 4
Coding region: 150-1169 (339 amino acids)
Biological process (GO): mitochondrial electron transport, ubiquinol to cytochrome c
Cellular component (GO): membrane
Molecular function (GO): quinol-cytochrome-c reductase activity; 2 iron, 2 sulfur cluster binding
Source: RefSeq, a predicted model, not a curated record